UGUGUGUGUGUGGGGUCGCUCUCGGCUCUGUCUCGCGCUGCUGUCGGACUGUGUUUCUGGUUUUCCUGCGGACUCUGACUGAAGGACCAUGUCCCCCUCCAGCAGCAGGACUCUCUCUGCUCCUCUUCAGGGCUACUACCUGACAUGAAGGACUGAAGUGUGAGGACGUGGCGCCCCCUGCUGGACUCCCACUGCUGCUGCAGGCCAUGGCUGAGCCCAGCUACUCCGACCUGAUCGCCAAACACUACAACUACACCGGCAAGUUUCGCAAGACGCAGCACGACUCGGGUCUGAAGGCCGACUCGGUGGUCUUCAUCAUCGUGUGCUGCUUCAUCAUCCUGGAGAACAUCCUGGUCCUGACCACCAUCUGGAGGACCAAGAAGUUCCACAAACCCAUGUACUACUUCAUUGGGAACCUGGCGCUGUCCGACCUGCUCGCCGGUGUCGUCUACACCGCCAACAUCCUGCUGUCGGGCGCCAACACGUACAAGCUGACACCCACGCAGUGGUUCUUCAGGGAGGGCAGCAUGUUCGUGGCGCUGGCGGCGUCUGUCUUCAGCCUGCUGGCAAUCGCCAUCGAGCGCCACCUCACCAUGCUGAAGAUGAAGCUGCACAACAACGGCAACACGUGCCGCGUCUUCCUGCUCAUCAGCACCGUGUGGAUGAUCGCGGCAGCGCUGGGCGGCCUGCCGGUGAUGGGCUGGAACUGCAUCCAGAGCAUGACGCAGUGCUCCACCGUGCUGCCGCUCUACCACAAGACCUACAUCCUGUUCUGCACCACCGUCUUCAGCAUCAUCCUCAUGGCUAUUGUGGUGCUCUACGCCCGCAUCUACGCACUGGUGCGCACACGCAGCCGCAAGCUCGUCUUCCGCAAGGUGUCCAACGGUCGCAACGCCGGCGCCAACAUCAAGAGCUCGGAGAAGUCGAUGGCGUUGCUGAAGACUGUCAUCAUCGUCCUGAGCUGCUUCAUCGCCUGCUGGGCACCACUCUUCAUCCUCCUGCUGCUGGACGCCGCCUGCGAGACGCUGAGCUGCCCGAUCCUCUACAAGGCCGAGUGGUUCCUGGCACUCGCCGUCCUCAACUCCGCCAUGAAUCCACUUAUCUACACGCUGACCAGCAAUGAGAUGCGCCGCGCGUUCCUCAAGACGCUGCUGUGCUGCACCGCUUGCAUCCGGCCCAACGCUAAAUUCACUGGGCCCAUCGUGGGGGCGGAGUUCAGCCGCAGCAAGUCGGAUAACUCCUCCCACCCCAACAAGGAAGAGGCGGAGCAUUCGCCGAGGGAGACGACGACAGCAGCGUCCUCAGGGAACGCCGCCUCGUCGUCCUAAACGAGCCGUAGAGUGUCAGACGUAGAGUUUGUGUUUGUACAGGAGUGAGCGGCGCCUGGUGGCGGCGGCGUGGACCGAUCAGCUGAUCAGGACUCACAGCACUUAUGGAGACUGGUUGAACUGGUUGAACUGGGACCAGUGAACCCUCAGAUAGAGAGGGGCCUCACUUUGUAGGAAGCUCACACCUGUAACGCCUCCAACACACCUGCAGGACGGUCGACCUGCCAGAGUCCAGAGUCCUGAUGCUCUCGACGGCGAAUCAUUGACGAGUUCUGAUCAAUAACAGCAGAUCUGAGCUUCGUACAAAGUGUUAUUGAUCCUCGUAGAAGAAGAACUGUAUACUGACCCUCUAAAAACAACUAGAACCUGUAGCUUAAACACACCAAUAUUUAAGAAGACAAAUUAAUUGAUGGACGUUUGUUUUUCUUCCACUUCCUUAAAAACAUUUCACACAUGGACUCAGAGCUCAGGUGCUUCUCACAUUAAUUUUAAACAUUAAUAUUAAACAUCAAUAUUAAACAUGAAGGAAAAGCAGCUGCAGUUGUUCUGUGUUUAAACUUUAACAUCAAAGUUUCGUCAGCUGGUGGAUGAUAGUGAGAUGUGGAUUUUCCCGUUACUGAACAGUACCCUGAACACCACAUAACCUUAAUGGUACGUGUCCGUGGGGCGUUUUGGGACCCUCCUACAAACACUUCCUGGCUGCACCUGACUGGGCGAAUGCUUUGUUCUUCCGUCUUCGCUUUAGAGCCACAACCAGUAUCAGUGUGGACUGUAUAGAGUUUUUUACAUAAAAUAGCCUCAACCUCAACUUUAUGCAAAUGAGGAACAGCCAACGUGACGCUCUGUCUCUCGAAUCGCACUGUGGUGGUACCAGAAUGCAUUGCAUCACUGCUCACAUAGACAAUGAAUGGAAGGUGUGGAAAUGACUGAUCCUGUGAACACAUAAUUCUUUUUAUCCUUUUUAAUGAGGACAAUUUCAGUGCGGUUUUAUUAGCAUUAAGCUAACUGUGUGUUUACACCAUCCACAGAAGAUGUCUGUCUCCAUUCGGAGCCAGACUCUGUGCAGUAGCGAUUGGGCUGGCGCCACCGUAUCGAGGUCCCGUCCAUAUGCCGAGCAGGGCUCAGCUGUCAAUCAUGACAUAAAACGCUCUUUUUAUAUCUUCUUUUGAUACCUAAUUAAAACCAAACUGAUGAUAAAAAUGAUAAAGAACAGCAGUUCAGGGCACC
Molecule: messenger RNA, 2555 nt
Organism: Morone saxatilis (striped sea-bass)
Lineage: Eukaryota; Metazoa; Chordata; Actinopteri; Moronidae
Gene: s1pr1
Product: sphingosine-1-phosphate receptor 1
Exons: 2
Coding region: 207-1328 (373 amino acids)
Biological process (GO): sphingosine-1-phosphate receptor signaling pathway; angiogenesis
Cellular component (GO): membrane
Molecular function (GO): sphingosine-1-phosphate receptor activity
Source: RefSeq, a predicted model, not a curated record